Closterium sp. NIES-65 is the source of this 4086-nucleotide messenger RNA. The record is from the annotation of a GenBank genome assembly. Lineage: Eukaryota; Viridiplantae; Streptophyta; Zygnematophyceae; Desmidiales; Closteriaceae.
AUGAACGACAUCCCUAUCACCAUCUUCGGCCUUCAUCCAUCCACCACUCCCCCGCCUUCGCCUCCCGGCUCUCCAGAACCUUCCUGGAUGAUUCUCCUCUUUAAGUACCUCCACGUCGUGCCGCCGGACCGCAUAGUAGCCGUUUCGAGCUCCGACAACGUCGUUAUGCUGCCUAGUAGGCACUGCGAGCAGCAGCACCUGCUUGAGUCGUUCCUCUCGUUACAGUCACCCGUGGCCUUCGCAGCCAACGACCGCUGCGCGCCCGCACCUUCCUCUUCCGCGUCCUCCUCCGCCUCCUCCGCCUCCUCAUCUUCCUCGUUCUUCUACAAGCCGCAUUCAGCAAACAGCGCGCCGAACAGGUUCCUUAACCCGGGGAUGUUUAUAGGGUACGCAUGGGCCCUGCAGCGAGUGUUGGAGGUAGUGGUUGGGAGCACUCAAGGCCACGGCUCUUCAGGCCAUACAUCCUCUGCCUCUGCCUCUACCUCUGCUGCUGCGGCUGCUGCUGCUGCUGCUGGUCCUGCAGGCACUCACGCUGAUGCGCAGCAACAGCUUCUCCUGGCGUUCCUGGCGCAGGAUAAUAUAUUCUCCCCUCUCCCCCGACUGCCCAUGGAUUUCCCCUUUGCCAAUGUGACUGGCACCAGCAAGGCGGGUGGUGAUCCUGCGGUUGGGUCGGGAGCAGCGGACGGUGCAGGGAGGGAGGGUGAGGGACAAGAUGCUAUGUCGUCGCCUGUCACAUUUGCGUCAACUGCACUCGACAACCGCUUUCUCCCCAGCUCCUCCGAUCCAUCCUCCUCCUCAUCGUCCCCGUCAGAAUCAUCCGCAGGAGCAGCUGUGUGUGCGGCAUUCCCCGCUCAUCCGACCGCCUCGUCCUCCUCUCGCCCUUUUAUUUCCCUCGACCAUCAGAACCAGCUCUUUCAAGUGCUGGGAGCACGUGGGGCUGCAGCUCCAGGUGGGAAGGAACUGGAAGUGGUGGCGUCAGGGGAGGAUGUGCGAGUGAAAGCGGAAGGGACGGGAGGGGAGGCGUGUGCGUUUCAGCAGGAGAAUUGGGUGGGUGGAGGAGGGGAGGGGGCGGAACUGGGUGUUGAGCGGCCUGCAUCGGGUGACGCACGGCUGAAGUGGGAGAGAAAAAAUCAGAAGGCAUUCGCUCAAUUCUGCAAUGCCUUGGUGCCAGAUGAGCUAAUUCGCUUGGUACGGGAGUUCGGCGGCAAGACCGAGUUGGGCAGCGCACCUGUUGAUGGCGGAGCAAGAGCGGUCACCCGAAUUCCUGCAGGCACAGCAGCGGCAUACAUACGAGUGAAGGGGUUCUACCUUCAGCGUGGAUUGUGUAACCGGAUGGCACUCUCUGAGGAGCUCUCUUCAUUGAAGAUGAAAGAGGGGGAGGGGGUGGCUGCAUACUGGGCGCGUGCCGAGGACUUGAGGUCCAAGUACUUGGCUGCAGGAGGAAAGGAGGAGGUUGAGGAGUGGAUGAUGAGGAUACUCAAAGGACUACCUCCUCACUUUGAGAUGCUGAAGGUGGUGUUGAACAACCAGUCAUCAUCGCUCACUAAGGAUCAGCUGCUUACCUCCUUGAGGAGCGAGGAGAUGCGGAUUGGUGUCGCACCAAGAUCGGAUGGUGUAGCCACAUUUGGAGCGGGUACGAAAGUGGGCAGCAGCGGCAGGGGAAAUUGGGUCAAGGGAGGAAAGCAUGGAGACAGCGGUAGCAGCAGUGACACCAACUCGGGCAGAUGGGGUCAAGGGAAAGGCAAAGCGGGAGUGCUUGAUUUCCCUUGGGGGUCCAAGGGCAUGGCUCCUCGGGGGUUGUGUCAUGGCUGUUGGGAUGAGGGACAUGCAUGGCAGCGAUGUCCUCAUCGACCUAAGGGAGGCAUUCCGGCAUUCUUACAGCGGGGGGGUCGUGGGUCCAACGGCAAGGCACAGGUGGCGGAUGAGGAGGAGCAGGAUGACAAGGCAGAGGCAGUGGUUGGAGAAGCAGUUGCAGCAGUGGGAGAGGAGCAGCCGCGAGAGGGGUGGUGGAUUGACAGUGGGGCCAGCCACAACUUUACUCCUUAUGCAUCGGACUUCAAAAGUAAGCUUCAACCACCAGAGGUUCGGGGAGUUAGAUUGGGAGAUGGACGGGUGGUGAAAGCUGUUGGCAUGGGUGAGGUGCCAGUGGUUGGUGCUGGAGGUCAGCUGCUGAGGAUUCAAAAGGUCCACCUUGUGCCUGAGAUGCACACGCGUCUGCUGUCAGUCCCACACCUCACCUCUCGAGAUGUCAUUGUCACAUUCAAAGGCAAGAGAUGUGUUCUUCAACGGGGGGAGCGGGUGUUGGCGAUUGGAGAAAAGGAGAGGGGAAGGGACCAUGGAUUGGUGCGGAUGUUUCUUCCUCUUGCUCAGGGCACACAAGGCAGUGCUCUUGCAGCUAAGUCGUCCUCCUCAUUUUCCCCAUUGACCCUUGCCCAUCGCCGCCUUGGUCAUACCGCCCCCACAACAUUGCAACAGAUGGCUCGGGGGAACAGUGUACAGGGCUUGGAGAUUGGGGGGGGGAACACUGAUUGUUCCCCAUGUGAGCCCUGCUUAUUGGGAAAGUCGGCUCGGAAGCCGUUUCCCCAUGAGGCGUCUCGGGCACUUGGGCCUUUGGAUGAGGUCCACAUGGAUUUGUGGGGGCCGGUGCGCACACCAUCACUGGGAGGAGCGGUAUAUGUCCUCAGUCUCAUUGACGACUUCACCAGACGAGUUUGGUCGUUCCCCCUCCCCAACAAGGAAUCGGCCAUAGUUGCAAAAGUCCUUCGCCAGUGGCAUAAGGACGUGGAGUUGGAGUGUGGGCGGAAGCUGAAGGCUGUUCGCUCGGACAGGGGUGGCGAGUUCUUGGGGGAAGCUGUAAAAGCAUGGAAGGCGGAGUUUGGCAUUAAAACUCAAUUGAGCGUCGCAGAUACACCGCAACAGAAUGGGGUUGUGGAGAGGUGGCACAGGACGAUGGCAGAGGGGAUUCGCACAUUGUUGGUCGACAGUGGUCUCCCUGCUCGCUUGUGGGGUGAAGCAUUGAUGUGGGUCGUGUGGGUUAAGAACAGGGUCACCCACAGUGCUUUGCCUGCCUCCAUCACACCAAUGGAGACGUGGUCCGGCCAGAAGCCGCAUGUGGGCAUGGCUCGGAUUUGGGGUUGCAUGGGGAGUGUCAUGUUGCAUGGGCAUGAGAAGGGUGGCAAGCUUGAUGCACGGGCUGUCAUGUGUGUCUGUGUUGGGGUGGACAUGGAGAGCAAGGGUUGGCGCAUGCUGGACCCUUCUAUCAUGCGCAUUCGCAUUGCUCGGGAUGUUGAUUUCCUUGAGAAUGUGAUGUGGAAGGAUUGGGACAAGGCAAAGGAAUUUGGGGAGCUUCUGCAGGAUGCAGCUGCAAUUUCCCAACUCCUCCCUCUUCCACUCUCGCCACCUUCAGCAACGGCUGACGACGUUGAGAUGCCACUUUCACCACUGCCACCGGCACCGCUGAGUGUGUCGGUGCAGCAGCAGCCCACCCCUCUGCAGAAGCUCAGUGGCCCCUCGGUCAUUCAGCGGAGAUCCGCUACACAGGCUACUUCCUCUUCCUCCUCCUCUGGUCAGCGCUCUAUCCCUCUCUCUACGGGUGCCCCUCCGUCACCAGCGACUACCUCCCCACCACCGGUUACGGGUUUGCAGGUGCUUGGUAUCCAGUCUGGUACAGGUGGUGAGGAGGUAGGGGGGGAUGCUGGUGUGGUUGAGGGCAUGCUAUGUUUGGCCAGGGAGGUGGAAGGUGUUGCACUGGCAGGUGUGAGCACAGGUCAAGGAGGUGCUUGCUCAGAGGUACCAGAUGAAGGAUCUAGGAAUGGUACUUGGUCAACUGAGGAAGGUGUUGCAGCUGAUGUCAAGGUGUACCAGAGUCUCAUUGGCAGCUUGAUGUAUGCUGCUGUGACCACCCGUCCUGACAUGUCUUUCACUGUCAACACCCUUGCACAGUCCUGCGUGGCACCAAGACGCAUUCACAUGCGCGCUGCACUGAGAGCACUCAGCUUGCAGCUGCAUGAGAACCUGGAGCGCAUCGGCAUGCGAGUGAUUGCUGCGAAGGCCAAGGCUUCAUUCGCUGGAGGGGUUGUAUUUUGA